This is a messenger RNA of Penicillium argentinense, 1323 nucleotides long. RefSeq names its product NAD(P)/FAD-dependent oxidoreductase. The transcript is spliced from 3 exons. Gene Ontology annotation, molecular function: oxidoreductase activity. The record is from RefSeq and is a predicted model, not a curated record. NCBI's taxonomy places the organism in Eukaryota, Fungi, Ascomycota, Eurotiomycetes, Eurotiales, Aspergillaceae. The coding region runs from base 1 to 1323 and encodes 440 amino acids.
AUGGUGCAGUUCCGGGCUUCAUUGUGGCGCUUCUGCCUUUUGUCUCUGCCUCUCGCCUCCGCAUUGACCCUUCCUCAAAAGGUUCUGUCCGAAGGCGAUGGCGUCUACGAACUCUCGAACGACGAUCUUACGCUGAACGUGACGGAAGUCCAGUCCGGCGAGAUUGCGCCGUUCACCUUCACCUCGUCCAACGCACGAUCAUGCGAUAACUUCGACCCUGUUAACUUCGACUACGAUGUCGCUAUCAUUGGCGGUGGCCCUGCUGGUCUGGCUGCUUCCAUGUCCCUGGGCCGAGUUGCCCGUACCUCGCUCAUGUAUGACUCGGGCGAAUACCGCAACGGCAAGACCCGAUACAUGCACGAUGUGCUGGGCCAAGACGGCAAGAGACCACUCGACUUUCGUAUCGCUGUUCGGGGUCAGAUCGAUAUGCACUACUCCGACUACUCCAAGCGUGCGACCAGCGGAUUGAAGGUCACUGCCAUCCAGCCUCUUACAAAGGGCUUCCGGAUCUGGGAUGAGAACGAGGGCAAGAUCAACGUCCGAAAGGUCAUCCUGGCCACGGGUAUUACUGAUAUUAUGCCCAAAAUAACCGGAUUUGACGAAGCUUUUGGACGAGGCCUCUUCUGGUGCCCCUGGUGCGAUGGCUUUGAUUACAAGGGCCGAGCGAUGACGAUCAUCUCUAAGCCCGGUAAUUUCCCCGGCGCCAUUGCAAGUGCCUUAGCAAUGAGCAAGUUGACGAGCAACAUCAAAAUCGUCGCUAGCGUUAACACUAAGCUCGAUGACGCUGAGAGAGCAGCGACCGAGGCGAGAUGGCCUGGAUGGGAAAAGACUUUAAAGACCUACGGUAUCGAUGUCUACUACGGCGUUGUCUCCAAGAUUGAGCGAACCGCCAAGGGUGGAGAGCCUUCUGAUGACGAGUAUAAAAUUACCAAGAGCGGGAGCCCGUCCACAUUUGUCACGAACGGAAUCCUUUACAGCACAAGCACCAAGCAGACCUCGAGUCUGCACAAGCAGCUCCACUUGCAGAUGGACGGAAGUUCGAUCAAGGUCGCAGACAACAUGGAGAGCAGUAUGGGCGGCGUCUUUGCCGUUGGUGAUGCCAAGGGCGGCAGCACCAACGCCUAUCACGCCAUGUGGAGUGCUAAGCGUGCGGUCGUCAACAUCCACAGUGCCAUCAACAAGGAGGAUUAUCUCGACAAGGUCCCCGCGACGAUGGUUAUGGCCGAGGGUGGCGACGAAGAAUUCUACCAACGCCAGAUCGACGAGCUCAACUGGCAGAUGGACCAGGACAUCCUGGAGAUGGCAAAGAUCUGGGGUGCUUAA